This is a messenger RNA of Onychostoma macrolepis, 5317 nucleotides long. RefSeq names its product inhibitor of Bruton agammaglobulinemia tyrosine kinase (gene ibtk). Gene Ontology annotation, cellular component: cytoplasm; nucleoplasm. Gene Ontology annotation, molecular function: protein tyrosine kinase inhibitor activity; protein kinase binding. The coding region runs from base 658 to 4635 and encodes 1325 amino acids. The transcript is spliced from 28 exons. The record is from RefSeq and is a predicted model, not a curated record. NCBI's taxonomy places the organism in Eukaryota, Metazoa, Chordata, Actinopteri, Cypriniformes, Cyprinidae. Gene Ontology annotation, biological process: negative regulation of protein phosphorylation.
UUUUAGCUCUUGCUCAACCGACUAACUCCACUGCAACAUAUUUGCUGCAAAACAUCAAGGUUUCCUUUAAAGAUGUUUCUGUGGAUCUGCCGCAUAGAGGACAACACAAACAUGGUCUUUUCUUUCAUCUAGCGGCAGGCACCUUUUGCAAUUAUGGAGGCUUAAAUGGUGGAGCGUUUUGGGGGGAAGGAGUCUUUCCCCUCAAAGUUGAUGGACUCUUGAAUGGACAGUACAGGAUUUGCCUUUUGUAAAAUACGAUAUAUAGAUAGAUUACAAGUUAACUUAUUUUUUGAGGAAACUGGAAUAUAUUUGUAUGUUUUUGUACAGAGAAAUGAGUAUUUUCUUUGAUGCCAAUGAUUGUUCCAAAGGUUUUGUGGAGUGUGUUGCUGACAUGGUGGAUUGAGAUGAGCUAGAUCUUCACUCUCGGGGCCGCUAGGGUGCCGUGGAAUCUCAACACAUGCACAAUUCUAGCGCCCUGAAUUCACAGAAAGGCUAAACCUAUUCCCCGUUUUUUCAUUGUGUUUUUUAUUUAUUUAAUGCAGUUAUUUGAGAAAUUAAUUUCUAUGUUAGUCUGAGAAGUUAAAGCACAAGCUUGUGGGUGGAAGUGGGUGUUUUGGGUUUUUUUGGGGGUUGUAACUUAGCGGGUGGGAAGCUAAAAUGAGUCUGGGAAGCCCAGACUGCACAGCAAAGUGCCGCUCUGUGAGGCACGCAGAGGAAGUGAUCGCUGCUUUGACCAGCGGCUCGGAGGCCCGGCUGCGGGGCUUUCUGUCUGUCCACUGUCACAAUGCAGCUACCCUGCGGGAUGAGUUUGGACGCACGGCUCUGCACCUCGCGGCCUCUCUGGGUAAGCGUGAGCUGCUUCAGUGGCUCCUGGACAGCAAACACGCCGACAUGCUGGCGAAGGACAAGGAGUCUGGGUGGACAGCACUGCAUCGCAGCGCCUUCUACGGGCAAAUUCACUGCCUCAUGGGGCUCAUCAAGCGUGGUGGAGCGCUGUCCAUCCAGGACAAGGAGGGUCUUUCUGCCCUAGACCUCACCAUGAAGGACCGCCCGGCUCACGUUGUGUUCCGAAACACUGACCCUACUGAAGUGUACACUUGGGGAAGCAACACAAAUUUUAGUCUGGGACAUGGAAACCAGGAGAGCAGACACCAUCCUGAGAUCGUGGACCUGUUUACAAGGUCUCGGAUCUAUGUGAAGCAGGUGGUGUUGUGUAAGUUCCACUCGGUCUUCCUGUCCCAGAAGGGUCAGGUGUACACAUGUGGACAUGGACAGGGCGGGCGACUCGGACAUGGUGAUGAACAGACAUAUCUGGUUCCCCGGAUGGUGGAGGGGCUUUUGUCCCAUCACUGCUCUCAGAUCGCAGCGGCCCGAGAUCACACUGUUGUUCUGACAGAGGAGGGGUACGUCUACACCUUUGGGCUCAACACCCACCAUCAGCUGGGCCUGGCACCUCCUCCUGCUUCCAGCCAAGUUCCCAAACAGGUCACAUCUAAGUCCCUGAAAGGAAGGUCUGUGAUUGGUGUUGCAGCUGGCAGGUUCCACACUGUUCUCUGGACCCGAGAUGCGGUGUAUACCAUAGGAUUAAAUGGUGGCCAGCUUGGUUACCUGCUGGAGCCCAAUGGAGAGAAGUGCGUGACUGUUCCUCGACAGGUGUCCGCUUUGCACCACAAGGAGGUGACCAUCGCUAUGGCUGCAGCCAGCAAUGGGGCCACUGUGUGCGUGACCGAAAAGGGAGAUGUGUACCUGCUGGCAGAAUAUCAGUGCAAGAAACUGGCAGCCAAACAGCUGAACGUGAAGAAAGUUCUAGUGAGCGGUGGUAGUUUGGAUCAUCGUAUCGAUCCUCAGCUUCUGCAUGAUGGUGGAGGAGAAAAGCUGGUGAUUUUGGCUCUAGAUGAAGCUGGAAGGGUGUUUUGCUGGCGCUCUACGGGCACAUCAGUGAGACAGUGUCGCUGGGCAUACAGCCGACAGGUCUUCAUGUCAGACAUCGCCCUGAGUAAGAACAGCAUGAUGUUUGUUACUCAGGAUGGAGAGGGCUUCACUGGACAGUGGCUGGGCCAGUACAAGAAAGCUGUAGACAAAAAAGAUGGCAUGGAGGUGUCCGGUCACCCAGACGGAGGGGGUGUUUAUGAGCGAAUCCGGCUGGAGAAGCUUCCUUACGUCCACAGAGCCGUCAGCAUCACCAUGGAUUCUAAGGGCCGAAAUUUUGGAGUGCUGCAAGCUGAUCCCAAAACCAGCUUGUAUGAAGUUCCCACUGCUUCUGCGUCCACGUUCUCCCAGCACUUCCAGCGCCUCCUGACCGAAGCCGAUGAGACGGACAGCAUCCAUGACGUGACGCUGCAGGCUGGCGAUCGCACCUUCGCAGCGCACAAAUACAUCCUGUCCGUACGGUCGGACUUCUUCCGCAAAGUGCUCCUGCCAGAGGGCUGCCAAGAGGGUGUAGAAGAUGGAGAGGUGAAGAAAGGAGAAGACGCGGUGGGCUGUGAUCUGCUGGUCCUGGAGAAGGUUCCUCCUGAGAUGCUGGAGCAAGCGCUUCACUUCAUCUACACAGACUCCUGUGAGAUGCUGGUUCACGGGACCCGGCCCAUCAUCCCUCGCUCUAACCAGUGCUCCGAUCCUGAACCACAGCAGCAGCUGAUCCACAGUCUGCAGGCUCUAGGGCUGGAGAACCGCUCCGCUCUGGAUGUGUACCGCUCUCUUCCUGCUAAGACUCAGGAUGCAGACAAGCCCAAGGCCAAAAACACUAAGUCUGGGAAAAAAAGCAAGAGCGGUAAUGUUGGUGAAUCUGGACAAAACCCUGUGAAGAUGCUGCAGGGCAUUGCCAAAAAAUUAGGCUUGGGGAGCCUCUCAGCACGGCUUGAUGGGGUGAAGUUUGAAAAUGGGAAGAUCAGUGUGGUGCAGAAGAAGACUGGCAACAAGCUGCGAUUCAACCAGAAAAAAUGCUCGUACCUCUGUGACGUCACGCUGCGCUCGGAGGACGGCAAAGAGUUUCCCUGUCACAAAUGCAUCUUGUGUGCUCGGCUGGAGUAUUUCAACAGUAUGCUGGGCAGCCCCUGGAUUGAGGCCACCAGCUGCACUGCGCUGGAUAUGCCCACCACCUCCGAGGUCCUGCAGGCCAUUCUGGAGUACAUCUACACAGAUGAGUCUCCCACUGUCAGAGAGUCUGUGAAUGUGGAGUUUGUGUGUAACGUGCUGGUGGUGGCGGACCAGCUGCUGAUCACCAGGCUGAAGGAGAUCUGUGAGGUCGUCAUCACUGAGAACCUGACGCUGAAGAGCGCAGCAGAGUUGCUGGAGUUUGCCACGGUGUACAACGCUGAUCAGCUCAAACUGUCCUGCCUGCAGUUCAUCGCCCUCAACAUGACGGCGCUGCUGGAGUCCAGAGCGCUGGAGAUCCUGAGCGAUGAUGUCCUCCUGGAUCUAACAGCUGCAUACAGGAGGAUGAUCCCAGCCAUGCAGAGACGUCUCAUCACGCCAUACGCCGACGCUCCGGAUCUCAGCGCCUAUGAGGACCGAGAGUGGGACUCGGCUGUGGACUGUAAAAGCGGCUCUGAAGCCGAUCACUCCAGCGAGAGCCUGCUGAAGAAGGCCAAGAUGAGGGCUAAGAGGAAGCCCCGGCGGCGCUCGGACAGCUCUGGCGGAUACAAUCUGUCCGAUAUCAUCCAGACCCCGCCCACUGCAGGUUUGGGUCAUUCAGUGAAGGCCAGUUCAGUGGAGUCUCUGCAGGAGCUCAUCACGUCUGACUCUGAGGGCAGUUAUAUGGGAGCGGGCAGCCCUCGAGACCUGCAGUCCCCUGUCUUCCACGACAGGCCUGAUGCACAGGAUGAGAGACGAGGGCUGAUAGGACUGAAGACUCCUCCUGGCACCCCUGUUUUGAAGAAUGGCCCCGUGCCGACUCAGUCGUCCACCCCUGAGCCCAUCCCUACAGUGAAGGCCAGUCUCUCUAGACCAGCGCCUGUCCUGGACCUCAGGGCCAUCAUGGAGAUGGAGGCCAACUCUCUGAACAGGGGUGCUACACCCAAGAGUCCCAGCUCAUGCAGCAGCAGCAGCACUAAGGUCUCGGUCAUCCCCAGUAAGAUGUCUCAGAAGCAGAGGAAGAUGAUGGCUCUGGCCUCCAGAGACGGCAGCACAGAGAGCGUGUCUGCUAAAUCCCCGCCGGCUCUUACUCCCGUUAAACCUGUGAAGACCUGGUCGACAGCAGUUCAGUCCCCGCCCUCGUCCUGUUCCUUCCGGGAUCUUCUAGUAGAGGAGGAGCGGCGUGGGAAACCCUCUCCAGUGUCCCCAGUGACAGCCAAGAGUCCAGCGGCUGCCCCGGGGCCGCCGAUAUGUGCCAAAAGAGUGACCUUUAAAUGUGCCGAGAGCAGCGACCCGGAGAAACCAGCAGGCCCUUGGGUGCUGAGGGCGGUUGGCAGCCCUCCGUCCACCUCUACAUUUGCCUCCAUUGUGGAGGAGGAGAGACAACAGGAAGCCGCAUUGAUCCGCAGCCGCGAGAAACCGCUAGCACUCAUACAGAUUGAAGAACGAGCCAUCCAGGACCUGUUACUCCAUUACAAGGCCACUAAUAACCCAGAGGAGCUGAUAUUGGUGGAGAGAUCCCCUCAAGGUCCAAUCGCCAUCCCAACCUGGAACAAACACUGAUGCUGACGUGAGGUUGCUGUGACACUCAUGACUACCCACUCACGUUCCAGGCAGUAUUAAGGUGCAUCGCAAGCCGUGUUCUGUUUUCAUCACCUUAUUCUGCAGCAAGCACAUUUGCUUUCUUUGACUGCUUACUUUUACAUUCUAUAUUAAUUUUGCUGUUUUCCUGCAAGAAGAGACUGGAAUAUAAAGUGUAAUCUGUUGUUCUCAGCCCGAAGAGUUGCCACGUGUGCCAAAAUGUUUAUUUUUAUUUUUAUUAUUAUUAUUAUAUGAUUCAGUGCUACAGUGAUCUGCAUCUCACAGCUAGUGUGUGUGUGUUUUAUGAAGAGCAAACUAACACAUUGUAAGCAGAAGAAGAAAAUCCAAUCAGCCGUGAAAAGCAAUAAAGACUUUAUUAGGUUGCUCACAAGGGCUGUUUGAAAGAACUGGUGUAAAAGAAAAUCAAGUGCACAAUGGAAGGAGCUGAGAUUUACAAAUAUGCAUUUUAUAUUUUGCUUCCUCAUGCAGUUAACAUCAAUAACAUUAUCAUUUGGUGUUCAGUAUAAUGAUAGUUUAUGUUUGUCACUAGCAGAAUAUGAUUGGUACUACAGAUUAAAAAAAAUGAAUACCUCAGUCAUCUUUGCUUAAUGUUAAGAGAAGAUAUUUGCAGUGGCAUGCAAUAAAGAGAUGAUUACAAGCAUCA